AUGGUGUCUGUAUUUCACUCGGUCCUUGAUAAACUCAAGGGCAAACUCAAUUCGUACUUGUACAAUGAACAAAUUAGUCCUUUUCUGGAUAUUAUCGAGGAAAAACUUCAUGUUUUUCGGGUAUUUUUGCGGGUUAUUGGAUGGGGAAAUGACUUUCUUUGCAAUUUCAUUGGUAUUCUUUAUCCAACAUUUGCGUCAGUUUUAACCCUUAAAAUUCCUGGAAUGUUCGAUGAAAGAGCUUUAUUAACUUAUUGGUUUGUUUAUGCAUUGCUGGGAUGUGUUGAAUACUUUUUGCAUCGUUUGUUCGACUUUUUUAUGUUCUAUUGGCUUGGAAAAUGCAUUUUCCUUGUUUGGUUUAUGAUGUCUGGUGCUCAAUUGAUUAACCGACGCUUUUUUCCGAAAGAUGAAGCUCCGGAAAACCUAGAGUCUAAUAUCGAUAUUAUCCCGGAAGAAUCGUUUAGUUUAGAAGAAUAUAUCACCGAAAAUGCAGAUUCAACAACGUUGGACUUAUCAGUGAAAGGAAUAAAUGGUGAAAAUAUCCAAAUAGUGGCUGAUGCAUUACGAACAAAUACCACAUGUACUAAAUUAGAGCUUACGGCCAAUGCUAUUGAUAGUGAAGGAAUUCGAAUUUUAUCUGAUGCACUGAAAACAAAUACGACACUGCAAUCAAUUGAUUUUUCUAAUACUGGUAUUACGCCUGAAGCUGUUCAACAUUUAUCAAAUACCUUAAAAGAAAACACAUCGAUCAUUUCAUUACAAUUUUUUAACAAUGAACUCGGCAGUGAAGGGGCAAAAUAUUUAUCCGAUAUCUUGCGAACAAAUACAACACUUCGAACACUUGACAUUGGAUUUACUCGAAUUGGCGCUGAAGGAGUUAAACAUAUAGCUGAUGCAUUACGAACAAAUAAAGGACUUAUUGAACUUUCUAUUCAAGCAAAUGAAAUGGGAGAUGAAGGUGCACAAGCGAUGGCUGAAGCUUUGCGAUCUAAUCAAACACUCGAGCAAUUAACUAUUUUCAAUAAUGGUAUCGCAGAAAAAGGUGUUCAAUGUCUUUUCGAUAGUUUACAAGAUAAUCAAACAUUAACUUCACUUGUAAUGGAUUCUAGUAUAAUAGGAGCUAAGGGAAGCGAACAAUUAGCUAAUAUUUUACGUACAAAUAAGACAUUGACUAAUCUUAGCAUUGAUAGUUGUGAACUCAAAAACGAAGAUAUCCAACAUUUGAUCAAUGGAUUAGAAACCAACACGGUUCUGAAUAAGCUGUGUCUUUCAAGUAAUAACCUUGGAAAUGAAGGUGCUCAAUAUGUUGCUAAUUCCCUACAAAAUAAUACAACGUUGACUUCAUUGAACAUUGGAUGGAAUGAAAUUGAAAAUACAGGUGCUGCAUAUUUGGCUGAUGCUCUCACAAAUAACAAAACGCUCAUUGAAGUUGACUUGUCAGGAAAUAAAAUUGGCGAUGAAGGUGCUCAAUAUUUAGCUGAUUCUCUUAGAAAUAACAAAACAUUGACUACACUUAAUUUGUCAGGAAAUAGAAUUGGCGAUGAAGGUGUUCAAUAUCUAGCUGGUUCUCUUAGAGAUAACAAAACAUUGACCGCACUUGAUUUGUCAAGAAUUAAAAUUGGCGAUGAUGGUGUUCAAUAUUUGUCUACAGUAUUAGCAAAUAACGAAACGCUGACUAAACUUUCUCUCACAAUGAAUGAUAUUGGAGAAAAAGGUCGUCAGGCUAUUGAAUCGAAAAAGAAUCCUGGUUUGACUGUGGAUCUCUAA
Messenger RNA from Adineta ricciae, 1764 nucleotides. The record is from the annotation of a GenBank genome assembly. NCBI's taxonomy places the organism in Eukaryota, Metazoa, Rotifera, Eurotatoria, Adinetida, Adinetidae.